CAAACCCAAAGCGAUCUGAGGAGCACUGACCACGACAGGAAGACCCGAGCUUGCUGCUCCCGUCCCGGGGCAGUGCAGGUGGCAGCCGGAAGGAGGGAGGAGCUUCACCAGAACACCUGCAUCGACUACUUCCCCUACUUCCUCUACGGCAUCGCCACUGCUUCAACUCCGCACCAACCCUACGACAAUGGCAUCCUCCUCCAUCGCACCCGGUACAUUGAUGUGUUAUGAUAACAUUGAGGUACUGAUGAAGAGGAACUUUCAGAAUCGGAAGUCCCAUGUGGAAAUGAGUUUGGGGGUCAAUGGACUCGAUUAUGCUCUCAGGGAAGAGAAACCUAAGCCUCCAGCUACUGGAGUUGCUGGGUAUGAUGAACUGAUGAAAGCUUAUGAAAUAAAGCUGGAGAAGUGGGACAAUUCAAAUCAUGUCGCCUUUCUUGUUAUGAAAACUUCAAUCUCCCUUGAUAUCAUCGGGGCUCUUCCCGACAAGGGCACUACUAAAGAAUUUCUUAAAGCAGUUGAAGAACAAUUCAAAAGUUCUGAAAAGGUAUAUUCUCGAGAGAUUCUUGGCAAGCUUCUUGAGAAGUAUGUGAUUGAAGGAAAUGUAAGAGGCCAUAUCUUAAGGAUGGUGAAUGCAACUUCGAAACUUAAGGCUUUGGAGUUUGUCCUUAAUGAAAAUAUCCUAAUCCUCUUGAUAUUAGAGUCCCUCCCUCCAGAAUUUGAUCAGUUCAAUAUCAAUUAUAAUUCUCUGAAAGAAAAAUGGUCGCUUGCGGAGAUGACUCCUCAAGUUGUUGAGGAGGAACAGAGGAUCAUGAAAUGGGCAAAAGACUAGGCUUUUCAUGUUGGCUCUUCCAAGAGAAAGCAUGACGGCCAGGCAUCUUCUUCCAAGGCCCCAAAGAAGCAAUUCAUUCAAAAUGAUACUCAGGCUGCUCCUAAGGGCAAGGGCCAUGCUGCGAGCACAUCUGCUGGAGAUGUGAAGAAUGCUUGCCAUUUUUGCAAAGAGAUAGGCCAUUUCCGAAAGAAUUGCCAUGGAUUCCUCAAGUGGAUGUUGAAGAAAGGUAAUGAUGAAGUUACUUUCGUUGAUGAAUCAUUGUAUGUUGACUUUUCUCAAAAUACAUGGUGGAUUGACUUAGGUGCAACCGUUCAUGUUGCAAACUCCUUGCAGGGUUAAGUUUGAUCUACACCAUAAAGGCAAGAACAAGAAGCAUUAAAGUCGCCAAUGGAAAGGAAGCUGAUAUUGAAGCUGUGGGGACUCUCACAUUGGAGCCGGCUUUCAUCUACAUUUGAAUAAUGUCCUUUACGUACCUACAUUGAGUAGGAAUUUAAUUCCAGUUUCUUACUUUGAUGAUAUUUCUAUUGCAUGUUUGUUUGGGAAUCAA
Brachypodium distachyon (stiff brome) is the source of this 1376-nucleotide messenger RNA. RefSeq lists its product as uncharacterized. Lineage: Eukaryota; Viridiplantae; Streptophyta; Magnoliopsida; Poales; Poaceae. The transcript has 2 exons. Bases 188 to 829 code for a protein of 213 amino acids. The record is from RefSeq and is a predicted model, not a curated record.